This is a messenger RNA of Manis javanica (Malayan pangolin), 1552 nucleotides long. RefSeq names its product Yip1 domain family member 5 (gene YIPF5). Gene Ontology annotation, cellular component: membrane; trans-Golgi network. The record is from RefSeq and is a predicted model, not a curated record. NCBI's taxonomy places the organism in Eukaryota, Metazoa, Chordata, Mammalia, Pholidota, Manidae. Gene Ontology annotation, biological process: endoplasmic reticulum to Golgi vesicle-mediated transport; vesicle fusion with Golgi apparatus; regulation of ER to Golgi vesicle-mediated transport.
AUUUCUACCAGACAAGUUACAGCAUCGAUGAUCAAACACAGCCGUCCUAUGAUUAUGGAGGAAGCGGAGGACCCUAUAACAUUAUGCUGGGUACAACUACUCGCAGCAAGGCCGAUUAGUCCCUCCAGACAUGAUGCAGCCACAACAGCCAUACACUGGGCAGAUUUUGCAGCCAACGCAGGCACACACUCCAGCAACACCUCAGCCCUACUACGGAAACAACUUUGAGGAUGAGCCACCUUUAUUAGAAGAAUUAGGUAUCAAUUUUGACCACAUCUGGCAAAAAACACUAACAGUGUUGCAUCCAUUAAAAGUAGCAGAUGGCAGCAUCAUGAACGAGACCGAUUUGGCCGGACCGAUGGUUUUCUGCCUUGCCUUUGGAGCCACAUUGUUACUGGCUGGCAAAAUCCAGUUUGGCUAUGUAUAUGGGAUCAGUGCAAUCGGAUGCCUGGGAAUGUUCUGUUUAUUAAACUUAAUGAGUAUGACAGGUGUUUCAUUUGGCUGUGUGGCAAGUGUCCUUGGAUACUGUCUUCUUCCCAUGAUCCUACUUUCUAGCUUUGCAGUGAUAUUUUCUUUGCAAGGAAUGGCGGGAAUCAUUCUCACUGCUGGAAUUAUUGGAUGGUGUAGUUUUUCUGCUUCCAAAAUUUUUAUUUCUGCAUUAGCCAUGGAAGGACAGCAACUUCUAGUAGCAUAUCCUUGUGCUUUGUUAUAUGGAGUUUUUGCCCUAAUUUCUGUUUUCUGAAAUGCAUUUAUCUGGGACGUGGACAUCACUGGGUCAACUACACAAAAAGGACUUCAGACUCUUAAAAUGGACCAGCCAACUGCUGCGGUGAAACUCUCGUGCAGAUCUAAUGUUUGACUAUUGGAGCAGUCAAAGUAAACAUGUGUUUUUGUUCAUUUUUAUAGAACUCCUGAGUGCUGUAUUGGACUUACCUGCGGUGUGACUAGCUUCAAGUGUUUGUGCUUAUACAAAUGAGAAGUGCUUUCCUUUCCUGUCCUGCAGCCUUUGAAAUACAACUUUUUUUCUUGCAAAUUAUGAUUUUUUGAUAGACUUUUUAUCAACUGUGGAAAACUAACCACAGAACUGAUAACUCUUUCUUAAAAACAACCCGGUCAUAGUAAAGGAAACACAAGACUUAUUGAAGAAAUGUUUUUCUAAGGAAUUAGGAAAGAAAAAUUGACUGUAUUCUCAACUUGAAGCAAAAAGGGAUCCCAAUGUAGUGUUUUAUGAGUUUGCACUUCAAAAAUUUGACAGUCCUUUAAAUUAUCUCACGGGAGUUUUACUAAGUUUCAGUGAUAACAAGAAGUUCAGUCUACCUUAUUGUAGAUGUGAAAUGUGAACACCUGUUCGGGCAAUAGCAUUAACUGCAUGAUGGUGACCUAGAAUGGCCACAUUAAUGCCCAUAGUUGGAGCUCCAUGUUUCCCAGGAAAAAGAAAAUCACUAACCUUUUUUGAGAAAAAUAUUUAAAAUAUCACAAUUUCAGUACUGCAGUUAUCAAUGUAAAGUGCAUUUGAUGCUUACAGUAAUUAAAAUUUUCCCAAUUAAUUUGA